AUGAAGUAUUUGAUACCAGUUCUGAUACUUUUCGUUGUUGUCGUGGCAACAGCAGCAUCAGAUACCACAACUGAAUCAGAUGAUGACAUCACAACUGAAUCAGAUGAUGACAUCACAACUGAAUCGGAUGAUGACAUCACAACUGAAUCAGUUACUGAUGCCACAACAGAAUUAGUUACCAACGCCACAACAGAAUUAGUUACCAACGCAACGACCGAAUCAGUUACCGACACCACAACAGAAUUAGUUACCGACACCACAACUGAGUCAGUGACUGUUAUGACAACGGAAAAUAUUGUCUAUUUAAAUCCAUUUUCAGGUUUUGACAUUACUACUAAGUUUCCCUACUGCACACGUGAUGCCAAUUGCGGACCAGGAGCAAAGUGUAUGAAAGCGCAUGACAGUUGCCCAGACAACACAAAGAUAUGUCUAUGUGAAUACGGAAGAACACUCUUCAACGGUAGAUGUGUACCAGCCGUUAUAAACGGUGCCCCCUGUAAACAAAAAACAAACGCUACAACAGGAGUAACAACCUCAGACUGUGACACAAGGCGAGGCCUCCAAUGUGGCCCCAGUGGCGUUUGUCAGUGCGUUUCUCCAUAUAGCUCUAAGAGGGACAAGGAAGGCGUCACAAGAUGUUUAAAGGCAAAGAUAUCAGAAGCAUGUUCGAGUAACGAUGACUGUGGAGAUUAUUUAGCGUGCAGUGACAACAAAUGCAUUUGCCCAGAUAGUUAUUUUGAAGACGAGAAAGUAGAGUACGGGUGUGUACCAGGCCGCAUUGACGACAAAUGUGGAGCAUCUAACGAAUACAAAGCUUGUGACGCAGCUAAUGGUUACAUAUGUGAUGGUUCUUCAUCAGAUUCGAAAUGUAAAUGCGACACAGGACAAUAUGAUCAAACUCUGACAGUUUCCAGACAUAGAUACGAUUCGAUGAACCGGACUGUAAGAGCUUGUACAUCGAUUCCAAAUGUGGGCAGUGGCUGUACGGUUGACUUUUUAACCACUGGGGUUGAUACAAAAAGCUGCGAGGAAGCUGACGAAGUGUGUAUAUUGUGUCCACCCCAACCAGGGUCUCGGAUUGCCGUCGGGACGUGCGUUAAGAAUGAAGAUCCACCGAAUGAAGCUGGAGCUGGCUCCAUCCGUGUCAGCACAACAGUUGUUGCCAUGGCUGCAAUAAUGGUUGCCAUGGUAAUCUUACCAAAAGCCGAGGCAACCGCAAGAAGCUGAUACUUAAACUGGUUGAGAUGACAAUGAUGUAACACUCAUAUUGAUCGAUGAUAAUUUGAAUUGGUGAUAAAAAGUAGAUGAAAUUGCAGGUUGAUUUUAUAACGUCAGACUCAGGAGAGAACUACAACUCCACUAUUUUUGACUUCUGACAUAAAAUGUGCGCCUUCUAUAAAAAUUCAGAUUCAGAAGCAGGUUGCAUUGACAAACCAAUGUUAAUAUCAUUUGAAGGCAUAGAGAGUGUGUUUAAUGUUGUAAAUAAUGAUUAAAAAACAUGCCAGUGUUGCCCUGCAAUGUUAAUUUCAUUCUGAAAAUAUAAUUGAGAUUUCUCGUCAAAUAUAGAAGUAAAUGGAGAUCUCAACCCAUUUUUAUCAAUUCUAGGGGCUUCAAUCAUCCUUCACAUCAUGUUCAUUUCCAAUUUUUGCAAAUUUUAUAAAUGCAAUUGCAAAAACAAUUCCCAUAAUGUAUUUAAAUGAUUAGCACAUGAUUAUACUCUAAGGUCGAAUCUGCAAAUACUAUUCUGAAAGCAUUGUAAUUUGUAAUAGAUUUCAUUGAUUUGUUAAUCAUUUUAUGGCCCGAUGGUACGUUUUGACUGAUACGUAGAUGUAGGGUGGCCCUAAAUAUAACCCUUUGAGAAUUACUUUGUCAUUAGUGAAUGUAUCUGUUUUAGUUGUAUAGAUGCGGAAAACGGUGUUGUUGUUUUGGACAGUAUCAACGUCUUUAAAAUCUAGUUAUUCAAGAAUGCUAGUUUCUUUGCCAUUUCUGUAUCUAUAUUUGAAACCAGAGCCUUGGAGACAUAGCCUGAGGUUCACUUAUAAAUCAAAGACAUUUUAUUUAUUGGCUGCAUAAUUAUGCGUCACCCUGUAGCUGGAACAAAACUUCGAAUAAUAUAACAG
This is a messenger RNA of Owenia fusiformis, 2120 nucleotides long. NCBI's taxonomy places the organism in Eukaryota, Metazoa, Annelida, Polychaeta, Sabellida, Oweniidae. The record is from the annotation of a GenBank genome assembly.